UUGCCCCACCCUUUCGCACACAAGAUGGCGGCGCCCAGCGGAAUAGAGGCCGCGUUUGGGGUUUGCUGAAGCUGACUCCCUUUCCCACUGCCCCUUUGGACGCAAAGAGCCGCGAGCCCCGAGGACAGGGGCCGGGCGGGGACAGCGGUUCCUGCGUAGCUGGACCGCGAGCCCGCGCCCAGCCUGCGCCGCCCCCACCCGGCCCCGGCCCGAUCCCAACCGUUCCCGGUCUCCUCUCGGUCUGACCCACUGCCCGGCCGUGGUUCGCCACCACCAGGCCUCCAAAGCUGAGAUAUCUCCUCCAGCCCGGGCUCACCUCCACUUUAGAGAUGUUUGGCCUCUUCCCUUCCAAACGGGCCGCAUUCAAAACCGGGACUCCUGGACCAGCACCUGGUCUCCUUUCCCUCCACUGAGACUCCACUUCGCUCUAACCCACUCCUUCCUCUGUUUCUUGAUUCUCCCUGGCUUGGAGACUGCCUCACUUCCCUUCCAAAUUAAUCUCCGACGCCCCCAAAUAUUAUUAACCUUGACACCCUCCUCAACCGGGAGUCAGACUUCUUUUGGAUUAACCUCCACAGUCCUAUCAUGGAGGCUGUGUACCUGAUAGUGAAUGGGGUGGGCCUUGUGCUGGACCUGCUGACCUUGGUGUUGGAUCUCAACUUCCUGCUGGUGUCCUCCCUCCUGGCUUCUCUGGCCUGGCUCCUGGCCUUCAUCUACAACCUGCCACACACGGUACUGACUAGUCUUCUGCACUUGGGCCGCGGAGUCCUGCUUUCACUGCUGGCCUUGAUCGAAGCCUUGGUCCGGUUCACCUUUGGGGGCUUGCAGGCCUUGUGUACUCUGAUGUACAGCUGCUGCUCUGGCCUGGAGAGCUUAAAGCUCCUGGGGCACCUGGCCUCUCAUGGGGCACUGAGGAGCCGGGAGAUACUGCACCGGGGUGUCCUCAACGUGGUCUCCAGUGGCCAUGCUUUGCUGCGCCAGGCCUGUGACAUCUGUGCCAUUGCCAUGAGCCUGGUGGCCUACGUGAUCAACAGUCUGGUCAACAUCUGUCUCAUUGGCACUCAGAACCUUUUCUCCCUGAUGCUGGCCCUGUGGGAUGCCGUGAUGGGGCCACUGUGGAGGAUGACGGACGUUGUAGCUGCCUUCCUAGCCCACAUUUCCAGCAGUGCUGUGGCCAUGGCCAUCCUCCUCUGGACCCCCUGCCAACUAGCACUGGAGCUCCUAGCGUCAGCUGCCCGCCUCCUGGCCAGCUUCGUGCUUGUCAAUGUCACCGGCCUGGUGCUGCUGGCUUGUGUGCUGGCGGUGAUGGUGACCGUGUUGCACCCGGACCUCACUCUGAGACUGGCCACCCGGGCACUCAGUCAGCUCCAUGCCCGGCCAUCCUACCACCGGCUGCGAGAAGAUGUCGUGCGGCUAUCUCGCCUGGCACUGGACUUGGAGGCCUGGCGCCGAGUCUGGAGCCGCAGCCUGCAGCUGGCCACCUGGCCGAACCGGGGAGGGGCCCCCGGGGCUCCUCAGGGUGGCCCGAGGAGGGCGCCCUCGGCCAGGACCUGGCGACAGGACACUCUUCCUGAAACAGGGUCCAGAUCAGAGGCAGAAGAGGAGGAGGUCGGGACGGUUAGAGCAACAGCUGCCCGCGGCCGGGAGAGGCUCAAUGAGGAGGAGCCCGUAGCUGGGCAAGACCCAUGGAAGUUGCUCAAGGAGCAAGAGGAGCGGAAGAAGUGUGUCAUCUGCCAGGACCAGAGCAAGACGGUGCUGCUGCUGCCCUGUCGGCACCUGUGCCUGUGCCAGGCUUGCACCGAAAUCCUGAUGCGCCACCCCAUCUACCACCGCAACUGUCCACUCUGCCGCCGGGGCAUUCUGCAGACCCUCAAUGUCUACCUCUGAAGACUCCUUCCCUGUCUGCCCACCUGUCUGUGCUCCAUGAAGCCACCUGUGCUAGGACAGCUUUAACACCCGACCUCUCGGUUUCCGGCCUGAAUUCCCUCCUGCCCCCAUGGCUGUCAUGCCAAGCCUCUAAGCCAUACAUCCAGGACAUUGAGAUAGGAUACUCUGGAAGACUUAUGACCCGGGUGGGGCAGGGUAACAGCUCUUCCUUACCCAGUGGGUCCCUGUGACGCCGGAGGUGGUGAGUGUGUCACACUAUGCAAGGCCCCGAGACUGCCGUGGACUCCCCUCCAGGUUGCCAGGGCCCAUCCAGAUGCCAGCCUCUGGGGCUCCCCCGCUGUGCUUCUGGUUUUUCUGUUGGGGAUUUGCAGGUCCUCUCCCUGGCCCCUCCCCAUUUCCUCCCCAGCUUCAGCCACAACAAAGCACUGUCAUUUGGGUGUUUGGGCAACUCAGGGGCCUUGGAAUGAUCUUGAACCUUUGCUUUCAGCCAGAGCGCCCGUGCCCUGGUAAGCCUUGGGGAUAGUAUCUCUCAGGUGCCCUUAGAGCUACCACUUCUGCCUGUCUUGAUCUUACGAGGCUCCCUCCCAACCUGAUCCAAGAGCUAGGAUCAAGAGUUUACCCCUUGGAGGGUGGGUGUCUUCACCUGGCUUUGGGACCACAUACCCUCUGGCACCCCAGCUCCACUGGGAGCCUCAGGAGGGAUAACCAGAUUUCUACUCCUACCCUUUUCACUCCCCACAUCACAGAGAACAUUGGCAUUCCCCUUCUGUUUGUCUCUCCCUGGCACUGGGGAGGGCAGACUGUGCACAUUUGACCAGGGUCCAAAUACAGAAGGGGCCAGCCUAGGGGCAUGCAGCUCCCUGCUGGGUCUGUGUGGCCCAGUUUCUAGUGAAUAAAGUUCUGUUGACCGCUC
This is a messenger RNA of Prionailurus viverrinus (fishing cat), 2800 nucleotides long. RefSeq names its product ring finger protein 26 (gene RNF26). Bases 586 to 1887 code for a protein of 433 amino acids. The record is from RefSeq and is a predicted model, not a curated record. The transcript has a single exon. Gene Ontology annotation, biological process: protein ubiquitination; ubiquitin-dependent protein catabolic process. Gene Ontology annotation, molecular function: ubiquitin protein ligase activity. Lineage: Eukaryota; Metazoa; Chordata; Mammalia; Carnivora; Felidae.